Xyrauchen texanus (razorback sucker) is the source of this 4066-nucleotide messenger RNA. RefSeq names its product CREB/ATF bZIP transcription factor-like. The coding region runs from base 235 to 993 and encodes 252 amino acids. Gene Ontology annotation, biological process: regulation of DNA-templated transcription. NCBI's taxonomy places the organism in Eukaryota, Metazoa, Chordata, Actinopteri, Cypriniformes, Catostomidae. The transcript has 3 exons. The record is from RefSeq and is a predicted model, not a curated record. Gene Ontology annotation, molecular function: DNA-binding transcription factor activity.
UUUCGUGCGUCGCACUUGGAGAAGUGUCGUCGUCGGGCGCACGGUGGUGCUUUAAAGUAGGCUUUGCUUUGUCCAAGGUCAAACCUUUUAUUUCCUGUGUUAACCCUGUUUUCUCGUACCUUUUCACCAUCUUUGAGACCAGCUGUCGUCUCACUCCCGCAGUGUACACUUUAAGAUACUUCCUUAAGGUAUACAGGUUUAAGGCGGGUACUAACCAAGAAUACGGAGGUGGCCAUGAUCACCAGAAAAAGAGGAAGAACCAGCCUCAACGCUAACGUCACAUGUGCAAGUGCCUCCCAGGAGAGUAAUGCGGCGUUUAAAACCUGUAAUGCAAGUGAUGCAAGCACACUGACGUCUCCAGAAAGUGACACAAAUGAUUGGGGCCUGGAUGAGCUGUUUGGCUCUGAAUUAAAUUGGGAACUGAACAACAACGUGCAUGAUUCUUUCAGCACCUUUGAAAUGCAGACAUCGACCAACGAUGACACGCAUCAGAGCCUGGUGACAGAUGUUUCGUCAUCCUGCAACGUCCCGAGAUCAAAACUGCAAGAUGUUUCCAGUCAAAUCAUCAAUAAGAGUGCCAUGGCGGCAAGGAUGAACCGUUUGAAGAAGAAAGAGUACGUCAGCGACUUGGAGCAGAGAGUCGGCUCUUUGACAUCAGAGAACCGGAUUCUCAAGCAGGAAAAUGGGAACCUCAAUAAGAGAGUAGAAGAACUGGAGAAUGAAACUAGGUACUUGAGAGCCGUGUUGGCUAAUGAGAGCAUGCUGGCACAGCUGUUGUCUAAAUUGAGCGGUGUGAAUGGCAUGAAAUUUUCUACCUCGCUUUUCCAGGCGUCCAACGUGAAUGACCACGAUUAUGCCUUGCCGAGGAAGAGGGUGAAGUUGGAAGACAAAGAUACAGCGGGUGGCAUCUGCCUGCAUGUGGACAAAGACCAUGUCUCUGUGGAAUUCUGCACCAAGUGUGCGGAGAGUUCAAGCUUGUCGCAUAAAAUGUAGGGUCAAGUAUUUUACAUUUGCAGCGUUUCACGAGACUGAACUUUGCACGAUAAUGACUACUGAGGGGACGUGACGACAGUAGUUGUCAAAUGUAGAGUUAACUGUUUAAAUGUGUACAGGUCUUGAAUGGCAUGACUGUUGAAGCUGCUUUCAAUACAAGUUACUGCUAAACUUGUUGACAGUUUUCUUCUAGGUGCUUGGUCCGCCAUGCUGGACGAGUGCAUCACAGAACAUCCUCGAUUGCCGAAAUCCAUGUGGAUUUUGCUGUGGGGGAAAGCAGAAGAGUCGGGACCAGCCGCUUACAUCAUGGCCCUGGUAAAUUUAAAAAGGUAGUACAUGAGUGUAAGUUAUCGCUUUUACUGGCUCUCUAUUACACCCCAAGACAUCAGAUGUUGUCAUGAGUGUUAAAACUCCUGUUUGUAAUAUUUGCUUACAAAACAUGUGUCGUCAUCCAUGUAAAUUUCCCGAUAUGGAAAGUACUUGGGAUUUAUUUGACAGUAGUCUACAAAGAGAAAUGGUAUAUUCAAAAACAGGAUUUUCAAAGGCUUAUCAAUUCUGAAAAGUGGCAAUUUAUUUGUGAGGUUGAGUGGAAAUCCAAAGACUGUGCAGGCACAUGGCUACAGCUGUUUUGAAAUUAAUUGUAAUAAAUUUUGAUUGAACAAACACUUAUUUGAGUAAUGUACAUUGCUUUGUGUCCCAAAGGUAUUAACUGUACUUUCCUUCUCUUUUUAGACAGCACUUUCUUCGCUCUCUACAAGAGCCUUAUCUUUCCUCUUCAAAGUGGAUAAAGAGUGGUGGUGAUUUCUCCCCAUUAAAUACAAGUCUAUAUGGCAAAAUUCCUUAAAGAGAUUGUGCAGCCAUAAAGGAGUAUUGUCAUUUACUCACCCUCAUGUUUCAAACCCAUGUGACUAACUGUUCCGUGGAACACCAAAGGCGGUGUUUUAGGAAGUGUCAGCCACCAUUCACUUUCAUUGUAUUGCAGAAGGCGGAUUCAAUGAAGGUGAGAGGCGAUUGAGACUCUCAUUCUGCCUUGUGGGUUUCGAACAACGUGAGGGCAAGUAAAUGAUGACAAUGUAAAUUUUUGGAUGAACCAUGCCUUUAAGGGCUCCAUUGGAGACAUGGCAAUCAACCCAAGCAGUUCUAAAAUGCAUAGCUGUUGUUAAACAGAUAGUUCACCCAAAAAUGAAAAUUCUCAUUUACUCACCUUCAUGCCAUCCCAGUUGUUUAUGACUUUCUUCAACAGAACACAGAUGAAGAUUUUUAGAAGAAUAUCUCCUCUCUGUAGGUCCAUACAAUGCAAGUGGAUGGUGAUCAGCACUUUAUAUCUCCAAAAAGCACAGAGAAACAAAGUUAUUCAUAUGAAUCCAGUGGUUAAAUAAAUGUCUUCUAAAGUGGUACAAUCAGUUUGGGUGAGAAACGGAUCAAUAUGUAAUUCCUGUUCACUAUAAUUGUUUACUUCCUGUUGCUCUCCAAUUUCCGUCCAUGAGGAUAAUCUGUUAACACUGCCUCUUUUGUGGCAUAUGCGUACUGGCAUGUGCAAAUGAAAGCAACACCAAUGAAGCCUGUGGACAGCAUUCUCUUGUAUCGCUUUUUAUUCCACUUGUAUCACAUCAGCUCUUGCGUGAAUAUGGCAAUGCAUUUUCCCAAAGUGAUCAUAGUGCUUUAGAAGACAUUCAUUUAUCAACUGUAGUCCUAUGGAUUACUUUUUCUAUGACUGGUUUUUGGAGCUUUAAAGUGCUGAUCACCAUUCACUUGCAUUGUAUGGACCUACAGAGCUGAGAUAUUCUUCUAAAAAUCUGUGUAUGUGUUUUUGGGUGAACACAAACCCAUUAAAGUGUUACUUUAUUGUUUCUUGUUCCAGGUAUUCCAUAUUGCAGUCCACAUGAAUGGCAAAUAUCUAAUAAUAGGCUAACAGUUCAAUUUCAGAUCAUUACAUCUCGCAAAUUUUUAGCUUUUGUAGUAAUGUUAUGUGUUGUCCUUGUCCAUUAAACAAAAGUUAUCUAAUUUUUACAUAUUUUCCCAUGCCUAGUUGGAAGAUGAGACACACCGUACUCACAGUAGUCUCUAAAAAGAUAAUUCAAUGAUUUCAAAUAAAUGUGCUUAAAUCUAUGAAUUGUGAUUUAAAAUAGGUAAAAGUUCCCAUCAGACUUUGCAUUUCAGAACUGUCUAGGUUGAUCAUUGUGGUAGGGGAUUGGAAAUGAGUGCACACAAAUGCACAUUUGAAAGUCUUUGUGUGGCACUACUGAAAAAGUGUAUUCUUGUAGCCCAGUUGCUGACAGUAUCCAAUCAAUGUCAAUGUUCUCCAUCUGACAAUUUGUUAAGUUGUACACUGACAAAAGGGCAUCAGCGUUUAACACCGCUGUUUAUCCACUUUUCUCUCUCUCUCACACUAACACUAGGGCUGGGCGAUAGGACAAUGUAAUCGAAUGUUGACGAUGUAUUACAAAGAUGCCUAUUGCGAACAGAUGAUGAUCGACAAUAUCGGUAAAUGGCCAAACCAUGGAUCUGGAAAGUCACCAAAUAUAUUAAACGGUAGCCAUGGUGUGAUACUAGCACCCGCCAAAUGCAGUGAGGCUGAAUCCAGUUUGCACGCUCUUCGUCCAAAUUUAUUUCAUGCACCCAUAAUUUUGCUCAGCUACUCGCAACAGGCGGGCAACCUGUAAGACAUCUCGGAGUGACACAUGACAAGAAAUGCUGUUAGUCACAAAGACAUGCGCUUGAAGAAACACUAUUAUAUUUUUAUAAAGCAACAAAAGAAAAGCCAUCAAUGCUUUUCUGAUUCGCUGUUUGUUCAGAUGUGUGCAGCACGAGUCUGUCUCGUGGAACAAGUGCAUGUAAAGAGUUUUCUCUUUCUUUCAUAUGAAAACCGUUUCCUAGAAUAAUGUCUGAGAAUGCUGCAAAUUAUUUCCGAUCAUCUCAGGAUGUGCUGUGAGUUGAAUUAGCUUUAUUUCCUCAUGUUUGGCUUGCAUUGCGGAUUCUGUGAUGCAAAUGGAGCUGUAGGAGACCAUAACUGUUUGGAUUUGAAUUUAGAAAUGUCUUGUUUGUUUUUCGUGUUUCAAUAAAUGAAUUAAAG